AGGCAUGGGUCAAUUCAGAAAUAUGCAAAUAAACAUCCAACACAGAAACCAAACCCUAAUUCCCCAUUUCCUGUAUUCUUCUUUAUUCUUUUAGGCGAAUUUCAAUUGCGUCCAAGCAAAGCACCUCCACGGCUCCACCCCCAAAAUUUCGUGGAUUUAUUCUUCGAUUUACCUUUCGGUGAAAUUCGCAAUUGGAUCUGCUCCAUUUGAUUAUAAACAAAGUCAUGAUUUUGAGUCAAACAAUGGUUGCUGAGGCUGAGAUCAGGGUUCUUGACGUUAAGUGCCAUAUCUCCGCUGCUAAAGAUCAGAAGAAUUUUCAGAUCGACGAAGUUCGUGUUUCUGAGUCUGUCCGUGCUGAGAUUUCGGGUUCCGCUGAAACGCCUCGAUUCGGAUCGGGCAUGAGUUGUGUAACUACUACCAUUGGAGAAUCAACCAGUGAGUUUAUUCCAACUAUACGUUCAGGGAGCUUUGCUGACAUUCGAAGCCGAGAAACCAUGGAGGAUGAACACAUUUGCAUAGAUGACUUGUCAGCUCAUCUUGGGUCCUUUAACUUCUCGGUACCAAGUGCUUUUUAUGGCGUGUUUGAUGGACAUGGUGGACCUGAGGCAGCAAUUUUCAUGAAGGAAAACUUGACAAGAUUGUUUUUUCAAGAUGCUGUAUUUCCAGAGAUGCCCUCCAUUGUGGACGCGUUUUUCUUAGAAGAACUGGAGAAUUCUCACCGAAAGGCUUUUGCUUUGGCUGAUCUUGCCAUGGCUGAUGAAAACAUUGUCAGUGGAUCAUGCGGGACAACCGCGUUGACCGCUCUGAUAAUUGGACGACAUCUUCUGGUUGCUAAUGCUGGAGAUUGCCGUGCAGUGCUAUGUAGGAGAGGAGUGGCUGUUGAUAUGUCUUUCGAUCACAGAUCAACAUAUGAGCCAGAACGAAGGCGGAUUGAGGAUUUAGGAGGAUACUUUGAAGACGGAUACCUCAAUGGGGUCCUUGCUGUCACCCGUGCUAUUGGGGAUUGGGAACUGAAGAAUCCUUUCACUGAUUCUUCUUCACCACUGAUUUCUGACCCAGAGAUUCGACAGAUCAUUCUAACAGAGGACGACGAGUUCUUGAUUUUGGCAUGUGAUGGUAUAUGGGAUGUGUUGUCAAGCCAGAAUGCAGUGAGUAAUGUAAGGCAAGGUUUAAGGAGGCAUGGUGACCCGAGACAAUGUGCGAUGGAACUUGGAAAAGAAGCAGCUAGGCUUAACUCAUCAGAUAAUAUGACGGUUGUAGUCAUCUGCUUCUCCUCAGUCCCGUCUUCACCUAAACAACCGCAGAGGAGAAGAUUAAGAUUCUGUGUUUCUGAUGAAGCCCGAGCUCGGUUACAAGCAAUGCUUGGAGGCGAGUGAAAGCAGUUUUUUUGGCGGUAUAUACAAACAACAGGGAUCGGGUGUUACCGAUCAAACAAUUAUUUCUCUAAUUUGAGAUUCUAUUGGAUGAUGAGAUAAAAUAAGAGACUUAGAGAGAGUGGUAGAGAGUUAAGGGCAUGUUUGUAAUGUGGUUACUCAUUUUUGAUUGAUCUGUUUUUUUGGUUGUUUUAGAGAGAGAGAGCUAGAGAGAAAAAGCAGCCUGAAGUUUUGGUAGGAUUAUUGAAACUGAUAAUGAGGAUUUCAUUUUUGUUCUUGAGGAUUAGUUAUGUUGUACCCAUUAUUGAUUGGUUUAAGGAUUUUUAAUUUAACUA
Molecule: messenger RNA, 1708 nt
Organism: Arabidopsis lyrata subsp. lyrata
Lineage: Eukaryota; Viridiplantae; Streptophyta; Magnoliopsida; Brassicales; Brassicaceae
Product: probable protein phosphatase 2C 13
Exons: 2
Coding region: 225-1376 (383 amino acids)
Biological process (GO): protein dephosphorylation
Molecular function (GO): cation binding; protein serine/threonine phosphatase activity
Source: RefSeq, a predicted model, not a curated record